UUUUUUACAAUCAUGAAUAUCAUAAAAUUGCAGCAGCGAAAAUAAAGGUUUUUUUUUAUUAUUUACUGUUUAGAUAAAAUAUAAAUUUUGAAAAAUAUUAAUCUUUAAUAAAUAUUUGGAUAAUGCAGCUUUACGGCUUUACGAUCGGUAUUGCGAUAGGGUUGGUGUGCGGGUCGCAUUGUUUUUAUGUGCCGGGAGUGGCGCCAGUGGAGUUUAUUAAGGGGCAAAAGAUUGACGUUAAAGCAGUUAAAAUGACUAGCAGCCGUACGCAAUUGCCGUAUGCCUACUAUUCCUUACAAUUCUGCUUGCCUAAGAAUGGCACACUGGUCUUUAAGUCAGAAAACCUAGGGGAAGUAUUACGUGGCGAUCGAAUUGUCAAUACUCCAUAUGAAGUGCAAAUGGCUGUUAAUAUAAAUUGUAAAUUGUUAUGUAAUAAAAAGGACAAUACACCAUUAAACUGGGUGCAGCCGCAGUCGGCUCUGGUAGCCAGUCGUAUACGUCAUGAAUACUUCGUUCAUCUAUUGGUGGACAAUCUUCCGGUAGCUACUAGAAUUGUGAAUUUAAAUAAUCCUUCUGAAGUGACUUACGAGCACGGCUAUCGUUUGGGACAAGUCGAUGGAGAUAAUGUAUACAUAAAUAAUCACUUAAAAUUUAUAUUGUCUUAUCAUAUGCAUACAAAAGAUAAAUAUCGCGUGGUUGGCUUUGAAGUUGAAACAGCUUCCGUUAAUUAUAAAGAUAUUAAAUUCGAAAGUGAUAAUUGCAAUUUUCCGGACAACGCACGUCCCCAAUUAGUUAAUCCUAAAUCUAAUACACAGCUGUAUUUCACUUAUUCGGUAGAAUGGAAAGAAUCUAAAGUCAGUUGGGCGUCGCGGUGGGACAUUUAUUUAGGGAUGAAAGAUGUACAAAUUCAUUGGUUCAGCAUUAUCAAUUCGUUGGUUGUCGUCUUCUUUUUAUCCGGCAUUCUUACUAUGAUUAUGAUACGUACUUUACGGCGUGAUAUUGCCCGUUAUAAUACCGACGAUAAUAUUGAGGAUACAUUAGAAGAAACUGGAUGGAAAUUGGUUCACGGUGAUGUUUUCCGUCCUCCUAGAAACACUCGGUUAUUUUCAGCUGUCAUAGGUAGCGGCAUACAAAUAUUUUUUAUGGCAUUAAUUACCAUAUUCUUUGCUAUGUUGGGUAUGCUUUCACCAUCUUCACGAGGCGCUCUGAUGACGUCUGGCAUUUUUAUGUAUGUGUUCAUGGGCACUAUAGCUGGGUAUUUCGCCGCUCGGCUCUAUAAGACAAUGAAAGGGCGUGAAUGGAAGAAAUCUGCCUUCUUAACUGCUACUCUUUAUCCAGGCAUAGUUUUCGGAACUGGCUUCUUUUUAAAUUUUUUUAUAUGGGAUAAACAAUCUAGUGGAGCGGUUCCAUUUGCAACUAUGAUUUCCUUACUUCUACUAUGGUUCGGAAUCUCAGUACCCUUAGUCUACUUGGGAUACUAUUUUGGUUAUCGCAAACAACCUUAUCAGCAUCCGGUACGAACUAAUAUGAUACCACGACAAGUGCCCACCCAACAUUGGUACAUGAAUAUUACGUUAAGUACUCUAAUGGCAGGGAUACUACCAUUCGGUGCCGUAUUUAUUGAACUAUUUUUUGUAUUUACUGCUAUUUGGCAAAAUCAAUUUUACUAUUUAUUUGGUUUCCUAUUCCUCGUGUUUUGUAUUUUAGUAGUUAGCUGCGCUCAAAUUUCCAUUGUUAUGACGUACUUUCAAUUAUGCGGUGAAGACUAUCGUUGGUGGUGGCGCAGUUUUAUUGUAUCCGGCGGAUCCGCUGUUUAUGUUUUAUUUUACAGUGUAUUUUAUUUUUUUACAAAGUUAGAAAUUACGGAGUUUAUUCCUACGCUUUUAUAUCUAGGAUAUACGGGUCUUAUGGUGUUAACGUUUUGGCUUUUAACAGGGACAAUUGGCUUCUUUGCUGCUUAUAGCUUUAUACGUAAAAUUUAUAGUGCUGUUAAAAUUGAUUAAUGGCUUCAUAGUGUAUACUUCUUACCCGCCAAUCUGUUUCUUACAGAUAAUGGAUGCUUCAAAUUAUUUACACUUAAAAGAGAACAAAAGAAACCUCUUAUAGUAAGAGUAAAAUUUAUUUUAGCACUACUUUCCGAGCAAAACUUGUAAGAAUAUAUUUCUUAAUAAUUUUAUUGAUAUAACGAAACGAACAGCUUAGGGUUUGGACACAGUGGUCUUGAUUGGGAUUUUAAGCUUGAAAGGAAAAUUCGAAUGCGCUGAAAGUAAUAAAUGCAACUUUAAAAAAGUAAUCACGCUUAAAAAGUAAUCAAGCCAUGUUGUGUUCAAGACCUUGAAAUUGUCUUGCAAAAUAAAAUCAAAUUUAUCAAGAUUGGCAAUUUAUGUAAUAAAGUUUUUAGCAAUUGUUUAUCUUUAUCCUUUUUCUUAUAAUUUUCGUUGGAUAUAUUUUCUUAAAUAGCAAGUUUUGUUCUUUUAGAAUACAUCUUCAUAAGUUUAUAUGUCUUUCAUAACGUUAAUAUAAUAUAUCCACACUUGUUUUAUUUUUUAUUAAAACAACGCUUAAUUAUUGUAAUUAUAAUCAUCCCAAAAGUGGAUAUUUACUGUAAUCCUCAUGCUUAUAAACUUUCUUACAGGAAUUUUUUUUUAAAUAGAUGUCUAAAAACUCUACGCUGUAUUUAUAAGCAUAACUAAAUGAAUACUAAUUUAAUUUAAUUUGUUCUUUUUAUUUCUGUAUAAAAAUUAACCUAGAA
Glossina fuscipes is the source of this 2752-nucleotide messenger RNA. RefSeq names its product transmembrane 9 superfamily member 4 (gene TM9SF4). NCBI's taxonomy places the organism in Eukaryota, Metazoa, Arthropoda, Insecta, Diptera, Glossinidae. The record is from RefSeq and is a predicted model, not a curated record. The transcript is spliced from 11 exons. Gene Ontology annotation, biological process: protein localization to membrane. The coding region runs from base 123 to 2003 and encodes 626 amino acids. Gene Ontology annotation, cellular component: membrane.